CAUUUGCUUAUCAACUUGCUGAUAAUACUAAUAGUAGUUAUGGCAGUCAUGACAGUUAUAGCAGUCAUAAAGGUUAUGACAGUCAAGGCAGCCAGAGUGGUCAGAGUGAUCAAAACAGUCAAAGUAAUUAG
Molecule: messenger RNA, 131 nt
Organism: Cetraspora pellucida
Lineage: Eukaryota; Fungi; Glomeromycota; Glomeromycetes; Diversisporales; Gigasporaceae
Source: the annotation of a GenBank genome assembly